Gossypium arboreum is the source of this 1345-nucleotide messenger RNA. RefSeq lists its product as uncharacterized. The coding region runs from base 197 to 1138 and encodes 313 amino acids. The record is from RefSeq and is a predicted model, not a curated record. The transcript has 9 exons. Lineage: Eukaryota; Viridiplantae; Streptophyta; Magnoliopsida; Malvales; Malvaceae. Gene Ontology annotation, molecular function: double-stranded RNA binding.
GAAGUUGGGUUUAUUUAGGCCUAUAUUGUGGCAAUAAAUAAAAUAAAUCGAAAUUUCUUGCUGCUUCCGGUCAUACUUGGCUGAUCUCUAUAAAAUGUGAACCAAAAACAGUUGAUUCAUCAUCAUUCUUAACUGCUUUUUGAAACCUCUUCUCAAUUCCAGAUAAAACUAAAGCAUUCAUUCGUGCCUCCUGCAAAUGGCGGGAACGAAACUGUUCCCUACCCAAUCCACUCACUCCCUUUCCUUUCGCCACUUUUUCGCACUCGCUCCGCCGCGUGCGGUGUCGUAUCCCACCCGUGUCCGCCUCGACUGUGCUAAACUCACUAGGCUUCGCGUCUUAGCUAUGGCGGCUAAAAGGAGUCCGAAACGUCUCAAGUACUCUGCUCCUCGCGUUUCCAAGAUAGAUGAUUUGGUUUACGUGGAAGUCGAUCCUUCGGGAACUGAAAACUGGAAACUUGAACCUGUAAUUGAACUUUUAAACCAAGGAGCUGUUGGUGUUAUUCCUACUGAUACUGUGUAUUCUAUAGUUUGUCAUUUGAAAAGCCAUUCAGCUAUUGAACGUCUUCGAAGAAUAAAAAACAUUGAACCUUCCAAGCCACUUAGUAUUUUAUGCCGCUCUCUUCGAGACAUUGACACUUAUACGACGGGGUUCCCUCGUGGUGAUGGCCAAGGUCAUGCGAAUAUUUUUCGAGCUGUUAAGCAUUGCUUGCCUGGGCCUUAUACUUUCAUCUUAACUGCUACCAAAGAGUUGCCAAAACAAUGUGUGAGGUAUGGCACAACUACAGCAAAAUAUUCUGCAAGGAAAAAUGUAGGUGUUCGUAUGCCCGAUGAUGCUAUAUGUCAAGCAAUAUUAGAAAAGAUGGAUGCACCUUUAAUAUCCACAAGUGUCAAGUGGCCUAAAGAAAAUGAGUGGAUGAUAGAUCCAGUUGUGAUAGCUGAUAUAUAUGGAGCAGAGGGUCUUGAUUUUGUCGUUGAUGGCGGCAUAAGAGUUGCUGAUCCUUCGACUGUUGUUGACAUGACUAGGGCUUCUCCCAAAAUUGUAAGGCUUGGAAAGGGACCGAAAUUGCACUGGAUAGCAUCAGAAGAUGAUAACGAAUCUGCUGUCUAUGCAGACGAGCUCAUUCCAUCAGCCACUUAAGAUUCUUUCUCUUUGUAAGCUUACAGCACAUCAGGCCUAUGGUUCAUUCGGAUUCAAGGUCGAAUCAGUUCACCUCCACAAAAGAGAUCAACAUCAAUGUUUAUCUAUAGUAACUGAGUUCAAGCAAAGGUAUUGUAUUUUGUAUAACUCUUCCAACUUUCAUGUUAACUCUUAUUAUUAUUAUUAUUAUUAUUAUUUUGACAAAAA